Messenger RNA from Microthlaspi erraticum, 2487 nucleotides. NCBI's taxonomy places the organism in Eukaryota, Viridiplantae, Streptophyta, Magnoliopsida, Brassicales, Brassicaceae. The record is from the annotation of a GenBank genome assembly.
AUGAGAAGAAUCAUCGGUUCUCUUUCGAGUCUCGCUACAGAGAAGCUCUCUUCGUCUUCUUCUUCUUAUUCCCGUUGCCAAUCUAGACAAAUCUUCUCUGCGUGUUCGUCUUCUUCGCAACGAAAUGCCGGAAGCAAGCUCUCUGAAGCGUUACCGGGUAAUCGCAUCAAAUGGGCUUCACUUGGUUCAGUCAGAAAUUCGCAGUUCGCAUCUGGGUUCACACCGUUGAAGCCGAAACCUUUGGAUUCGAUCAUGGAUUUGAAUAGAGCCAAGUCUAAAUCCCCGGAGGAGCUCACUUCUGCUUGGGACGAUUAUCAUUUGGGACGAGGUCAUAUUGGGAUAACGAUGAAAGCUAAGCUUUAUCGAUUGCUUGAGCAACGAGCAUCCGAGUGCCGAUACUUUGUCAUUCCAUUGUGGAGAGGAAAUGGUUACGUUACAAUGUUUGCUCAAGUUGAAGCGCCUCACAUGAUUUUCACUGGCCUAGAAGACUACAAAGCAAGAGGAACUCAAGCGGCUCCGUACCUGACUACCACCUUCUACACUGAGCUCGUAGAGACAAAUGACUUGGUGCUUAUCCGAGGAGAUGUUGUGUUCACAAGCAAACUCACCGACGAGGAAGCGAAAUGGCUCAUGGAGACGGCUCAGUCGUUUUACUUGAACGACUCUCGGUACAAGCUGCUCGAGCGGUUCAAUAAGCAGACUCAAGACUUUGAGUUCAAGGAUCUAACGAAAGUCGUCAAAACAAAAUCAUCCCCGAGACUAUCUCUCUUCAUCCUUCUACACUCAAAACACCAUCUUCUUCCUCAGUCCUCCGCAAUGUCAGAGCACCAGUCCGAAGAAGUCCAGCAAAUCGAGAAGCUCUACGAGUUCAGCGAGCGACUCAAUGCUUCCAAGGAUAAGUCUCAGAAUGUUGAGGACUAUGAGGGGAUUAUUAAGAUGUCGAAGACGAGUAUGAAGGCAAAGCAGCUUGCGUCGCAGCUAAUUCCACGCUACUUCAAGUUCUUCCCUAGUCUCUCCACUGAUGCUUUCAAUGCGCAUAUGGACUGCAUCGAUGAUGGAGAUCUCGGGGUACGUGUUCAAGCCAUCCGCGGGCUCCCACUGUUCUGCAAGGAUACACCUGAUAUUAUAUCAAAGAUUGUUGAUGUUCUUGUGCAACUUUUGAAUACUGAGGAAUCUGUGGAGCGUGAUGCUGUGCAUAAGGCUCUCAUGUCGUUGUUACGGCAGGAUCCAAAAGUAUCUUUAACUGCGUUAUUUACGCAUGCUGGGGUUACUCCUACUGAUGAUCAAAUUCGUGAAAAGGUCUUGAACUUCGUCAAAGAUAAGGUGUUUCCUGUUAAAGGGGAACUCUUAAAGCCUCAAGAGGUAAUGGAAAGACAUAUAACAGAUUUGAUUAAACAGAGCCUAGAAGAUGUAACUGGAGGAGAAUUCCAAAUGUUUAUGGAUUUCUUGACAAGUUUAAGUAUAUUUGGAGGGAAAGCUCCUAAAGAAAGAAUGCAAGAACUUGUGGAAAUUAUUGAAGGACAAGCGGAUUUGAAUGCACAAUUUAAUGUUUUGGAUUCAGACCAUAUCGACAGGUUUAUAUCAUGCCUGCAACUAGCUCUUCCAUUUUUCGCGAGAGGUGCUCCAAGCAGCAGGUUUCUCAGCUAUUUGAACACACAUAUCAUGCCUGUUUUUGACAAGCUCCCGGGAGAGAGGAAGCUUGAUCUGCUCAAAGCUCUGGCUGACAUUUCUCCAUACACAACCGCUCAAGAGGCAAGGCAGAUGCUUCCUUCAAUGGUUGAUCUUUUAAAGAAAUACAUGCCUGCCAAGAAGACUGGAGAGGAAAUGAAGUACACAUACGUGGAGUGUUUGUUGUACGCGUUUCAUCACUUGGCCCACAAGGUCCCAAAUGCCACAAACAGCUUGUGUGGGUACAAGAUUGUGACCGGCCAGCCAUCAGACAGACUGGGGGAAGACUUCUCAGAGUUGAACAAGGACUUCACUGAGAGAUUGACCAUCGUUGAGGAUCUAACCAAGGCAAUGAUGAAGAAAUUAACUCAGGGAAUGUCUGAGCACAACAAAGCCAUGUCGGCUGCUAAAACAGAUGAAGAGAAAGCAAGCGUUAAAACAAAGAAGCAGAGUACUACAACUGAACUUAGGACCUGUAACAACAUAUUGGCGAUGACAAAGCCACUGCAUGCAAAAGUGCCUUCUUUUAUCGGAGAUACUAAUAUGAACCUUUCUUGGAAAGAAGCAACAAAGCCGUUAGCCUCAACAACAGCAACAACAACAAUCGGGGGAAAGCGGCCUGGUAAUAGCAACAAUGGAAGUGGUAACAAUGUUGCAGCAAAAAGGGUACGUGGUUCGGGUGGUGUGCAACAAAGCCAGCUUGUGAAUAAGGCAUUUGAGGGAAUCGCAUCGUACGGUGUUGGUAGAGGCGGUAACCGAAGUGGGGGAAGGCGUGGAGGCGGUCGAGGAGGAAGAGGACAAGGAAGAGGUCACUGGUAA